Messenger RNA from Williopsis jadinii, 276 nucleotides. RefSeq names its product protein transporter TIM10 (gene TIM10). The record is from RefSeq and is a predicted model, not a curated record. Bases 1 to 276 code for a protein of 91 amino acids. Gene Ontology annotation, cellular component: mitochondrial inner membrane. Lineage: Eukaryota; Fungi; Ascomycota; Saccharomycetes; Phaffomycetales; Wickerhamomycetaceae. The transcript has a single exon. Gene Ontology annotation, biological process: protein insertion into mitochondrial inner membrane.
AUGUCCUUCCUCGGUUUCGGUGGUGCUCCACAAAUCUCGUCUGAGCAGAAGAUCGCAGCUGCAGAGAACGAGCUCGAUAUGGUUACCGACAUGUUCAACAGACUUGUCGAUAACUGCCACCAGAAGUGCAUCAACAGAAGCUACUCUGAAGGCGAUAUCUCUAAGAACGAAUCGCUGUGUAUCGAUAGAUGUGUUGCCAAAUACUUCGCAGUCAACGUCCAGGUGGGCGAGCACAUGCAGAAGCUGGGUCAGAACGGUAGCUUUGGAAGACCGUGA